UUUACGUCACUUCCGUUUUGACAACUGGCGGGACUUCUCCACAUGGUAGUCGCAGAGAAGGGUUGUUUACAAAACUUAAACGCUUGUUUUUACUGACAUUACUGAAGAAUUAUCUCAACAUGAUGGCUACAAACGGAAAGGAAUCACGUGGAGUCAAUGGUGAAGUUUUAUCUAACAAGGGUUGCUCAGUUCUGGUAAACGGAGCAGCAGCAGCAGCAGCCGAGGACUCGUCUCACUCCAAGCCCCUAAACGGAGAGGCUAAUGGAGCUGACAGGUUCACUUUUACCACCGAGCCCACCAUUGAGGACAUCAGGAGGAUGCAAGCAGAGUUCACAGACGAGCGGGACUGGAACCAGUUUCACCAGCCUCGCAACCUGCUGCUAGCUAUGGUCGGGGAAGUGGGAGAGGUGUCGGAGCUCUUCCAGUGGCGGGGAGAGGUGGCAGAGGGCCUGCCGGACUGGACCGAGUCGGAGCGGGAGCAGCUGGCACAAGAACUGAGCGACGUGUUGAUCUACCUAGUGGAGCUCGCUGAGAAGUGUCGCGUUGAUCUACCUCAAGCUGUGCUGCGUAAAAUGGCCCUAAACCGACUGAAGUACCCGGCCAACAAGGUGCACGGGUCGGCCAAGAAGUACACCGAAUACAAGGACUAAGCUGAGGUGUUGAGAGACUGUUACACGUUGUUGUCGGACCUACUGUUUACUGAACAUUUUAUCUCUUGGCUCAAAUGGCCUUUUCUGACUGUAAUGCUCUUAGCUAUAUGCAUGUCCUCUCUAAUACAUCUGCUAACCUGGUUCCCUGCAUACAGUGUCCGUUUCAGCAGGGUCAGGCUCUUUAUGCACACUGUUGUUGCUUUUAUUGAGGGUAACUUUUAAAUUCUCCUUUUUUUUUUUUAAACUUUCAUUUUUAUUUUUGUUUCAUAUGAACAUAUAACAUUGAACAAUUGAGGACUAGGACAUUACAUUACAACUUAAGUAUUACAGACAGUUACAGUGCACAACAAAGGCAAUCAGACAAACAGAAAAAGUUAAGUCUUUUCCCAGUGUUUCCCCCUUGUCCUUUUGUAGGCGAAGAGCAAAAGUCAUUUUUUUUUGCCAUACUUUGAACUAAGUCAAUAAUUUUUUUAAAGUAAUUUAAUGGUGGGAGGGUUCUUCUGAAGCCAGCCUUGUGUUAUUGCUUUCUUACUUGCAGCCAUGAAAAUCUUCAGAAGAUACACGUCUCUCUUUCUGAGGCUUCAGUUUAAAAAAUUAAAGAAGAUUCAAAUGAUAUUUCCAAAAUCUCUGAGAUUAAGUGUUCCACACCUCUCCAGAAAGGCUGAAGGAAUGGACAAGACCAGAAAACAUGUACAAAGUCAACUUUUAAAUUCUUGUUCUAGUCUGAUCAUUGAUGUACCAGAGGGAAGUUUAUGCAAUGCAUACUGCAGAUAAGAAUGCUGUGGUGCUGCCUGUGCCUUUGGGGUAUCUGGAAGAAUAUAUUUUUCACCUAUAAAAGUUUUAACUUUACUUUAGUAGUGGGGUUAGGAUUUGCAGAACUGAUGCAAUAUGAUUAAUGAUCCUGACCAAACUUGUGUGAAGUGGAAAUGUGAUUCAGUUUCUUUUUUUCAUCUUCAUUUCUCAUCAGAAUCUGAUCACCUUAACCUCUGUAAAGUUCAUCAAUGUCAUAUUUCCAAUUAGUAAAAGUUGCUUUAAUUCUGUCACAA
Molecule: messenger RNA, 1696 nt
Organism: Notolabrus celidotus (New Zealand spotty)
Lineage: Eukaryota; Metazoa; Chordata; Actinopteri; Labriformes; Labridae
Gene: dctpp1
Product: dCTP pyrophosphatase 1
Exons: 1
Coding region: 120-650 (176 amino acids)
Biological process (GO): nucleoside triphosphate catabolic process
Molecular function (GO): nucleoside triphosphate diphosphatase activity
Source: RefSeq, a predicted model, not a curated record